AUGUUCUUGCAAAAGCAGAGCUACUUCUCCCAACUGGCGAGGUCCUAUCCGAUUCUAAAGCUCGUUGAUCUAUACGAUCGUCAAGUAAAGACCGUGAAAACCACGAGACGAAAAUCGCGCGAUUUCCACUGAUUUCCAAUUCUUCAUUUCUUCGUUAUAGUCGUUCGUACGGGCGUACGUGUUGGACAACGUUUACGUUUGCGUUUUGAUGCACGUACUCUUUUACGUAGCACUAUGGUACGCCACUACGGUGAGUACCAAUGGGUGAAACAUUUCGCUCGGAAAUAUUUUUCGUGAAUUUUUGGGAAAUCAUCUGAAGUGAAAAUCGUACAAUGUAGUAUUUUUAAUUUUAUUCAAAUGUUAUCACUAUUCACAGUAAUAGAAGAUACAGGAUAAAAUAAAAUUCCUUUUAUCAUCAUACGGUCAUUAAUAUAUUGUGAUACAUUAAUGAUUCUGCUUGAGAAUUAAUAUUAAUUUCUCUUCUGUGAAAGAUAAAUUUGAAAAAUUCAAAUCGAGCAUUGCAGUUCGUUAAAUUUCAAUAAACACAAACUAACUUUUUGCAAGAGAACAGUCAACUGAUAAUUUCAACUAGCGACAUGUAAAAUAAUAUAAGAAUAAUUGUAGGUAGUGAAUGAUAGCCAAUAUGAAAGAAUUGUUUUGGAAAAAAAAAUUUUGUCUGUACCUCUAGAAUUUUUAAAAGUGACCAAGUUCAAUUUUACAAGAAACGACAAAUUUUCAGUUGCUUUAUUUUGCUUUUCAAUAGGUGAUAAGAAGAAUGGAGAGGGCGAACAAGGAGAUGCUGAAGAUCAUGGAGGAGAACCGAACGGUGCGUCGAUUGACGGAUACUAAUAGAUAUUCAAUCGUAUCGAUUUCUCGUUUAAACGAUUCUUGCAGAGACUGGAGGACGUGGUGGCGUUGAAGGACAAGAAAGCGGAAUACGACGAGGUCGUGGUUAAAGUGGUUAGCUUCCGAAAGAAACUUUAAACUCGUUCAGGAGAGACGGUAGACAAUGAAUAUAUAUCAAUCUCUUUCAGCAAGAAGCUCAGAAAUUAACGUCGCAGGAACUGGAGGACGAAAUGCGGCGCCUAAGCACGGAGCUGAUCAACGCCGAGUGCAAGCUAUCGGAACUGGAGAGAGUGGUGAAGAAAGUAUCGAAAAACUAUCUACCUGCUUAGAGAUGCAACGUCAAUCGCCGUAUCAACCGAAAUCUCCAACCGAAAUUAUCAUUAACUCGUAGUUGAUUUUCAGUACAUGUCCGGCGGGAAAUCGUGCGAGAGUUCUGCGGGCGACGUCGCUGACCGAGAAAACGAACACGCGGAGCAGUGUCUUGGCGAAGGGCAGGCGAGAACCUCGCCCGAGAAUCUCAAGAUACUCGAACCGUCAUUUCCACCGCCCCAACCACCGGAACCUCCACCCAGGAAAUAUGGGAUCUUUGUCUCUCGACCUCCUGGCCAACGUCGUCCACCUCCCGCGGCUACAGCUGCACCUGCAUCCCCAAAAAUCGGACUCAAGUAACUAUGCCUCCGUGGAAGCUUCCUCCGAAUCCGCCAUUUAUCACCAAUCGGAUAAAUUUCUAUGGAGUACUGGAGAUCGUCGACGUGACAAUAAGAGAAGAAAGCGGCAUGGAAAAUUCUCGAACAGUGCAACUUCCACGCGUGUUAACGUGAAAAAGUUGCACGAGGAAUCUUUGAAGAACGUGACACCCUUCACUAGAUCGCUGUUGGGCCUUAUUACAAUUUUUACCCAGGAGAAGUCUUAAAU
Messenger RNA from Heterotrigona itama, 1761 nucleotides. The record is from the annotation of a GenBank genome assembly. NCBI's taxonomy places the organism in Eukaryota, Metazoa, Arthropoda, Insecta, Hymenoptera, Apidae.